This is a messenger RNA of Anopheles aquasalis, 939 nucleotides long. RefSeq names its product exit protein of rhodopsin and TRP A (gene Xport-A). NCBI's taxonomy places the organism in Eukaryota, Metazoa, Arthropoda, Insecta, Diptera, Culicidae. The record is from RefSeq and is a predicted model, not a curated record.
UACCAGAGCAGACAGUCCAAACGCCAGUUCAGUCUUCUGGUGGAAAUUGCUGGCGCAGAUAAGAUAAUACCACGGCACAGUGCAAUAUGUAUUCGACGCUUCCGUAAGUGUGCGAUACGAAGUUGCACACAACCCAUUGGAGCAUUAUCUGGAGGACCGCAACGCGACCUCGGUAUGUGUCACUUGACACGCUAGUACCGAACACACCCACACAUUCAUCAUUCAGUGGGGACCCUUGCGCACCGAGCACGGAGAAAGGCCUGGGACGGACAAGAAGUUGACGAGACGUUCCGGUGGAGGGUUUCGGGGGGUUCCAGCGACCAAGGAUGCCAGCCAAAGCAGCACCGAACGACGGUGCGUCGAGGAAGGAGGGAGGAGGAGCAGCAGGCAAGAAGCAGGCGGCACUGGCGGUGAAGGGACAGCCCAAGGAGCAACAAUCUACGGUUCAGCGCCAUGGUCUGGAUGACGAAACGAACGCUGGCUUCGGAAAGUACUUGAGAUCACAGGAAGGGAUUGAAAUGAUGAAGCUGUUCGUGAUCGCUAACACCAUAGUCGUCUUCAUGACCAUGGCUUGGCCCCAGAUGCAGCAAUCCUAUCAAAUUAUUCGCUCCAUGUUUUACGGUGACGAAGCAGCCGAUGAACAAUAGUUGUAAUUUGUUUUGCUUGUACGUGUACGUGUCAUGUGUAUGUGAGAAAAGAGGAAGAAGAAGAAGAAGAAGACCAAGCGAGAAUGUGUAUGUGUGUUGAAUGUGCAACAAUUCAAACACACAUUUAGCGGAACAAUAACAGUCAUAGCAAAAGCAACUAAAUUGAAGACUCGGUGGUGGUCGUCCCGCAGCAGGGAGAAUUGUGCAGUGUGUGUGUGUGCGUGUUUGUGUGUGCGUGGCGCUUGGAAACUACCCUAGAUCCGCCACCCCCCCGGCCCCCAUCACCCCCCGU